Messenger RNA from Pipistrellus kuhlii (Kuhl's pipistrelle), 441 nucleotides. RefSeq names its product transmembrane protein 230-like. Lineage: Eukaryota; Metazoa; Chordata; Mammalia; Chiroptera; Vespertilionidae. Gene Ontology annotation, biological process: synaptic vesicle transport. The coding region runs from base 1 to 441 and encodes 146 amino acids. The transcript has a single exon. Gene Ontology annotation, cellular component: endomembrane system; synaptic vesicle. The record is from RefSeq and is a predicted model, not a curated record.
AUGGUGCCCGCUCGCCCCAACGUGCCUGCUGCUGGGACCCCCAGAAGCAAAGUGAAAUACUCAGCGCUCCCCAGCUCUGAGGAUGGGCGCGUGGACCCUCAGGAGGAAACGCCACCGGCUGAAGGUUGCUGUCCACCCCAAAGAUGCCCAGGUGCUGCGGGACCGCGGUGGAUGGAGUUGCAGGAAAGCCCUGCCAAGGCCCCUUACAGGGCGCUGGCCUGCUUCACGCUGCAGUUUCUGGUGGGCGCUUUCCUGGCCACCGCCGGCUGCCUGCUGCUGGCCGGCUACCUCAGCCCCGUAGGGCCCCGCCGGGCCGUGGCCGUGCUCAUCGUGGGCAUCCUGGUGCUGCUGCCCGGGCUCUACCACCUGCUCUUCGCUUGCAAAGCCCACCGAGGCUGCCAGGGCUACUCCUACCGGGACCUUCCCGACUGCGGGGACUAG